CAUACAAAAAUCAUGUAUACAAUAGUCAAAUAAUGUAAUUUUAAAUGUUAAAAAAAAAAAAAGAAGCAGCAUUUAACAAGAAAGAAUAAUAAUAAAAAGAUGAAGAUGAUCAAAUGGAGAUUAAAAGUCACGUCUUUCAAAGCUUAUUACUAGAAGAAUAAAGUCAAGAGAGUACCAAUGUCCAAUGUGCAACGCUCCGAUAUCAUUUAUAUUAUUUAGUCUUCACAAUAAAUCUCUCCCCCCCCUCUCUCCUUUUUUUUUCCCUAUUUUAUUUAAUUUUCGAAAAAACUUGCAUUAAUGAAAGUUACUGAUAAGAUUAGAAAGGCAGAAAUUGAAGGACGUCCGUUUUGGUCUUUCGAAUAUUUUCCUCCUAAAACUCCUCAGGGUGUUCAAAAUCUAUAUGAUCGUAUGGAAAGAAUGCAACGUUUUGGCCCUGAGUUUAUUGAUGUAACUUGGGGAGCUGGAGGUACUUCUGCUGAAUUAACAACUGAAAUAGUUGCAACUGCACAAUCUGUUUAUGGCUUGGAGACGAUGAUGCAUUUAACUUGUACAAAUAUGCCAAAGAAACAAAUCGAUGAUGCUUUAGAGGCUGCUAAAAAUUGUGGAUGUCAAAAUAUUCUUGCGUUACGAGGUGAUCCUCCCAAAGGACAAGCUAAUUGGGAAUCAUGUGAAGAAGGUUUUGAACAUGCUGUUGAUUUAGUUCGGUAUAUUCGUAGCAAAUAUGAUGAUUAUUUCUGUAUUGCUGUAGCUGGCCAUCCGGAAGGACAUAUUGAUAAUCCUGAUAAAGAACAAGAUCUCUUUUACUUGAAAGAAAAAGUUGAUGCAGGUGCAGAUCUUAUUGUAACUCAACUCUUUUUUGAUAUCGAACUAUUUGUUCAAUUUUAUAAAAGAGCUCGUUCUAUUGGAAUCACUGCACCUAUCUUACCAGGUGUUUUCCCUAUUCAAAAUUACAGUGGACUAAAACGUGUUAUUUCCUUUAAUAAUAAUUUUGUACCACAAAAGAUUUGGGAUGAUUUGGAAAAAAUCAAAGAAGAUGAUUCAGCGGUAAAAGAAUAUGGUAUUAAUUUAACUGUCGAUUUCAUAAAGCGAUUUCGAGAAGUAGGCAUUCAUGGCUUUCAUAUCUAUACUUUUAAUUUGGAACGUUCUAGUCGUCUUGUUCUAGAGCGAUUAGAGUUAGUAGCUCCUGUAGAACAUAUUAAACCUUUGCCCUGGAAUCCUUCACUUACUAAUAAGCGUGCUAAAGAAACGGUUCGUCCUAUCUUCUGGAAGAAUCGUACCAAGAGUUAUAUUCAACGUACAGAGACCUGGGAUGAGUUCCCUAAUGGCCGCUGGGGUGAUUCACGUUCUCCUGCCUUUGGUGAACUCGAUGGGUGGGGGGUCAAUCUUAAAUAUCCUGCUGCUCAAUGUCUAGAAAUGUGGGGUUAUCCUACCUCUAUAGAUGAUAUCUCCCUCACUUUUGCUCGUUACUGUAAAGGUCAGAUUGCUGGUAUCCCCUGGAGUGCUCAACAAUUGGAUCCUGAGACGGAUAUCAUUCGACAACGUUUGGCUGCUAUCAAUUUACUCGGAUACUUGACCAUUAAUUCUCAACCUGCUGUGAAUGGUGUCAAGAGUUCACACAAGAUCUAUGGCUGGGGUCCCAAAGAAGGUUAUGUCUAUCAAAAGGCUUACUUGGAGUUCUUUGCAUCCCCUGAAAGACUGGAUGAAUUGAUUUCCAAAAUCCAUAACGACCCACAAAUAACCUACUUUGCUGUGAAUAAACAAGGUGAUCUUCGUACAAAUACACAAAGUGAUAUACCUAAUGCUGUUACCUGGGGUGUCUUUCCAGGGAAAGAAAUAAUUCAACCUACCAUUGUUGAAGCAAUCGCUUUUAUGGCCUGGAAAGAUGAAGCCUUUGAACUUUGGAAGAGAUGGGCUCGUAUCUAUGAACGUAAAAGUGAGUCUGCUGAACUAAUCUUGGAUAUUACACAUAAUUGGUAUUUAAUUAAUAUUGUUCAUAACGAUUUCCAAGAUGAAAACGGUAUUUGGAGAUUAUUUGACUUGGAGAUUGAUGGUGAAAUUUCUCGUAAACUAUUACAACAUGCUAACUAUAUUGCUCGUUAA
This is a messenger RNA of Cokeromyces recurvatus, 2100 nucleotides long. RefSeq names its product methylenetetrahydrofolate reductase-domain-containing protein. Lineage: Eukaryota; Fungi; Mucoromycota; Mucoromycetes; Mucorales; Mucoraceae. Gene Ontology annotation, molecular function: FAD binding; methylenetetrahydrofolate reductase [NAD(P)H] activity. Gene Ontology annotation, biological process: tetrahydrofolate interconversion. The record is from RefSeq and is a predicted model, not a curated record. The coding region runs from base 298 to 2100 and encodes 600 amino acids. Gene Ontology annotation, cellular component: cytosol. The transcript has 4 exons.